AUGUUUGUUGAAGAUGAUUUGGAUAUCUUGCAUAUUAUAGAUUAUGGUUUUCCACGUAGAUUUUAUAAUCGACAAAAUCAUUUUGAAAAUAUGGCUGACCUAUCAUUUUGUAGAAGAUUCCGACUACAAAAAGAAACUGUUUUACAUGUGUUAGAACAAAUUGAACAUAAUUUUGAGUUUAACAAUGAUUUGUAAACUGUGAUUUUUAAUAUAACUGUUUCUCCUAUAAAUCAACUUUUGACGACACUGUGGUUCUAUGCUACGUGUGGGCAUCAAACUGCAAUAGGAGAUUUUAUGGGAAUUCACCAAUCGGCAGUUUCAAGAAUAAUUACAGUCUCACGAGAACUUGCCAGAUUGAGAACCCAGUAUAUUAAAAUGCCAAAUCGUCAAGAACAAAUUCAUAUUCAAAGUAGAAUUUACGACAUAUCUAGAUUUCCACGUAUAAUUGGGUGUAUAGAUGGAACACAUAUCAAAAUACAAAAUCCAGUGCAAGAUGAUGGUGCGGUUUUUAGUAACCGAAAAGGAUAUUUUUCCAUUAAUGCUCAAGUUGUUUGUGAUGCCAACUUAAACAUAAUGAAUGUUGGAGCCCGUUGGCCUGGAUCUACCCAUGACAUGACCAUUUUUAAUAAUAGUACAAUUAGAGCACAAUUUGAGGUUCGUGAAUUUGAAAACAGUUUUCUUCUAGGUGAUAGUGGAUAUGCAGUAAAGCUUUAUGUACUUACGCCUCUUCUGAACCCUGUAAGCCCUGAAGAAAUACGUUACAACGAGGCACAUAUUAGGACCAGAAAUUCGGUGGAGAGAACAUUUGGUGUGUGCAAACGAAGGUUUCCCGUUUUAGCGUAUAGAUUGCGAUGUAAAUUAGAAAAUGCUCUGACAAUGAUUAUUGCUACUGCUGUGUUGCAUAACAUUGCUCAAAGGCAAAAUGAAGGAGAGCCACCUCCACCAGAACACAUUAAUUUUGAUGAGCUAAAUUAUUUAAUUGGGCAAAGUGAUAUUCAACCAGGACCAGAAAAUAGGAAAGGACCUUUGUCUCUGUUAAAAACAAUGGAAGAAACAUUUGAUACGGAUUUGUUUAUUAGCGAAAUCCAAAAUUAUCCAUGCAUAUGGGAUUAUAAAUGCGAAUCCUAUAGCAACAAAGUGGAAAGAAAUAAUGCAUGGGCUAACAUUUGCCAGAAAUUCACAACAAAUUUUGCUGAGAAAUCGGUCAAGGAAAAAAACGACAUUGCCAAGACAUUACAAAGAAAGUGGAAGACAUUGAGGGAUGGCUUUAACAGAGAGGUGAAAAAGAAUAAAUCCACGAAAAGUGGCUCCGCAGCAUCCAAUAAGAGGCCGUACGUGUUUUUCGACCAAUUGUCGUUUUUAAUGCCACUGGCAGAAGCCAGGGCUGAGACAUCGAACAGCUUAGAAGAUACGUCUUCUCAAAAUAAUGAAGACGAAGAAAAUCGGGAACCACCGAAAGAUCAACCGAGAAAACGAAAAUCAUGCCAUUCUGCUGAAGAUAAACUUAUCGAAACAUUGUCUAAGCGUAUUGAUAAAAAAAUAAAUGACGAUGAUGGUGAUGAUGAUGACAAGUAUUUUCUUUUGUCGCUCCACAAAGAUUUAAAAAACGUCCCGGAGGAAUUUAAAUUGGAAGCAAAAACUGAAAUAAUUGGGGUAUUGAAGAAAUUUAAGGCAAUGUCCUCUUCUCAGUUCAAUAGAACAGAACACGUGCUUCGAAACCCAUAUAUCCAGUACACAAACCAGCCACUCAGCUACAACACAAAUCCAUUGCACAAUCAGCCCAUAAACCAUCACAUCAACUCAUACAUCCCUACCACAUCCGGACAAUUCCAGCGUAACAGUGUUAGUACUCCGCUUAGCUCCCCACAGGAUUCAUUGUCAAUGGAUUCUGUACGCACAACAUCGUCAUUUGAAGAUGUAUUUCAGUUAUAG
This is a messenger RNA of Anoplophora glabripennis (Asian longhorned beetle), 1932 nucleotides long. RefSeq lists its product as uncharacterized. Lineage: Eukaryota; Metazoa; Arthropoda; Insecta; Coleoptera; Cerambycidae. Gene Ontology annotation, molecular function: DNA binding. The record is from RefSeq and is a predicted model, not a curated record.